Messenger RNA from Haliotis rufescens (red abalone), 5231 nucleotides. Its product is annotated as transient receptor potential cation channel subfamily A member 1-like. Lineage: Eukaryota; Metazoa; Mollusca; Gastropoda; Lepetellida; Haliotidae. Gene Ontology annotation, molecular function: monoatomic ion channel activity; protein binding. Bases 549 to 4073 code for a protein of 1174 amino acids. The record is from RefSeq and is a predicted model, not a curated record. Gene Ontology annotation, cellular component: membrane. The transcript has 26 exons. Gene Ontology annotation, biological process: transmembrane transport; monoatomic ion transport.
AGGGAGGAUGAUAUCAACAAAUAUUUGGAUUACGAAGCUUUCAGUUGGAACUUGUCAAAGGAGGGUUAUAUGAUAAAGUUCGCAUUUGACCAGACAUCGUUUCAUUGCGUGGAGCUACCUACUUCAGAUUGGGCGAAAGUUGCAUUAAUAUUACAGAAAAAAUGCCUUAUUGUCAAUUUAACAGAAUUAUAUCCUGAAGACUUCAGCAUUAGGCAGCUAGUCAUCCAGAUCCUGUGCCGUUCACAGCAGAAUUAAUAAAAAGUCGGAGACGGUGGUUGGGAUCGGAACAGCGUUUGGAUAUCGAAGCUUUCAUUUGGAAUUAAUUAAAGGAAGGUUACAUACCAAGAUCGCAUUUGAGCAGACGUCAUUUAGUUGCGUGGAGCUACCACUCAGCUCUAGAACUUCAGAUUGAGAGAAAGAUCAGGACUAUAACAGAAGAACUGUCUCAUUAUCAAUGUAGCAGAAUUAUAUCAGGAAGACCAAGAGCAUCAUCCACAAGACAGUGUCCGCCGGGUCUUCAGCAUUAGGCAGCUAAUCAUCUAGACACUAUGCCGUUCACAGCAGAAUUAAUGAAAAGUGGGAGACGGUGGUUGGGGUUGGAACAGCGUUUGUCAGAAAUCGCCCCCAAACCCCAUAGCUCCCCAUCACCCCUGACAAUGAAUUGCGAUCAGUGGAGGAGGCCCAGCUAUACCCUGGCUACAAAAGAUAGUGAGAUGGCGGACAAUUGCUCAGUAUUCGGGAGUCAAACGUCCCUCGGCACAAUCACGGCAUUGGAAGUUGCCAGCAGCGGUAACCUGAAGGAGUUUGAGCGGAUCUACAACUUGGACUCGUCUCGGCUCAGUGUACAGGACUCCAAGGGGAGAGCACCCAUCCAUCAGGCGGCGUUAAAAGGACGUAUCCGGAUACUAGAUUUCAUAAACAGACAUGGAGGAGACCUCAACAUUAAGGACGGUUGUGGCAACACAGCCCUUCAUCUCGCCGUGGAGAUGUCACAGGUGGAAAGUAUUGACUUCCUGGUGGAUGCAGGAGCCGACGUCACCGCCAUCAACAGCAAGUGCAUGCCCCCGAUGCAUUUGGCGGCAGAUGGAGGACUCCUCAAAUCUCUGGAGGCGUUGCUAAAACACGACGACGUGGACGUGAACCAGAGAGGGGAAGAUGGCAUCACAGCGUUACACUUAUGUGCCCUUAAGAACCAAGACCGCUGUGCAGGAUUGCUGCUUGAAUACAACGCCAAGGUAUGCAUCACCUGCAACUAUGGUUUCUACCCUAUCCACUUAGCUGCGAAGUCGGCGUCCGCUGAAACCCUUGAGGUCCUCAUCCAGGCUGGAAUCAAGAACGGUUACAAGAGAGAAGCCAUGUUGUCCUUUAAGGACAUGGAGAACAACAUGCCGCUGCACUCCGCAGUCCACGGCGGGGACCUCAAGGUCGUUGAGGUUUGUCUGAAAGCAGGAGCUCCUGUCAACGCUCAGCAGGAUGACAAGUCGACUCCCCUUCACUUUGCGUGUGCCCAGGGCAACCUGGAUAUGAUCCGGACGAUGCAUGACAUGCAGACAGACAACUUCCUCUCCGCCAUCUUCAUCACCGACGUCCAGAACAUGACGCCAUUGCACAGGGCCGCCAUCUUUAACCAUGUCCCGGUCGUAGAAUUCCUCAUUGACAAGGGCGCUGACGUGAAUGCCAAGGACAUCCAGGAAAGAACUCCUCUCCUAUUGGCUGCUUCAAAGGGAGGCUGGGAGACAGUCACGUGCCUACUAAGCAACAAAGCUGACAUCAAGGCCAAAGAUCACAACAACAGGAACUUCAUGCAUCUUGCUGUCAAAUUCGGUGGCAAAUUAAACCAAUUUGGUUGUAGUAUUUUGCAGGGUAUACAGCAUUACCUAAACGAGAAGGAUGACUUUGGGUGCACACCUCUUCACUAUGCGUCCAAGGAGGGGCACCUCUUGGCAAUAGACGAUCUCCUUAAUAUGGGAGCCGUCAUCAGCCCCAAGAACAACAUGAAACAGUCUCCAUUCCAUUUCGCUGCAAGAUAUGGACGUUUCAACACUUGCAAGCGCCUUUUGGAGAGCCAGAAUGGGGCCAACAUCAUCAACGAGACUGACGGUGAUGGUCGUACGGCUCUCCAUCUCGCCGCCCUCAACGGUCACGUCAAGGUUGUAACCCUGCUUCUACAGAAGGGAGCGGUGGCAGCAAGGGAUAGGGAUAGCAACACACCGCUCCACCUGGCGGCGUCUAGCGACUACACACGGUGCAUGAGACUACUACUAGGAGUGCACGCCAACCUUCUCGACGUCUUCAACUUGCGCGGGGACACGGCCUUGCAUGUGGCAGCACUGAAGGGGAACACAAAUGCGGUCACGCUGCUGAUGACCAUGGGAGCAGAGUUCAGCAAAAACACCGACGGAAGGACGUUCUUUGACCACGCCAUUGAACAGGGGAAUUCCGAUGUGGCAAUGGGCAUCGUUGGUCAUGACAGGUGGGAGGACGCAAUGGACAUGUGUUCUACCCUCUACUGCGGCCCUAUGAUUGGUCUAAUCAAACACAUGCCAGAGGUCUGCAUGGCUGUGCUGGAGAGGUGCCAGACUCCGUCCAACCACGACAAACGAAGCAAAGACUACUAUAUAGAAUACAACUUCAAGUACCUGCGCUCUUCGCCCAGCCACAUGCUGGAGAAGAAGAAGCGAGGAGAGGAGUUUGAACCGAUGCCACAACUCAACGCGAUGGUGAGAACAGGACGGGUGGAGUGUCUGUCUCACUCAGUCUGCGUCAACUUCCUGCAGAUGAAAUGGAACUACUACGGCAAGUGGAUCUACUCCGCCUAUCUGUUCAUCUAUAUCGCCUAUCUGGCCUUGCUAACAACCUUCAUCAUCAACCACGACUCUCUUCAGCAUCAUGACCGGGGAGCCAUCGACAACAGCACGAUGAAGAUUCUGAAAGGGAACAACAACGGCGGCUACAUGUUCAAGCCAAUGUACGCAGUGGUACUGUGGUUGAUAGGAAUAUACGCUGUGAUCAACAUGAUCAAGGAGGUUUUCCAGAUGGUUACCCAGAAAUGGCGCUACUUCACAGACAAACAGAACUUCCUGGAGUGGUCCCUGUACAUUUCCACCCUCUUGUUCAUCGCCCCUUUCCUGUUCCAUCUGUCUUUCCACUGGCAGUGGGAGGCAGGGGCUCUGGCUGUUUUCCUGGCCUGGUUCAACUGCCUCGUCUUUCUGCAGAGGUUCGACUUCUUCGGCAUCUAUGUUGUGAUGUUCCUGGAGAUUCUGAAGACGCUCCUGCAGGUGAUCUGUGUGUUCUCUAUCCUCAUCAUCGCCUUCGGCCUCGCCUUCUUCAUGCUGCUCAAACACGAGGAGUCGAGAGCCUACUCUAGUCCUGGGUUGGCGUUAUUGAGGACGGUGACGAUGAUGUUGGAGAUGGACUACAUGGAAACAUUCAACGGGCCCUUCACCGACGACAACGGCAGCACCCUCCAUUUCGACACAUUGACGUUGUUCCUCCUGGCCGUGUUCGUUCUCCUCAUGCCCAUCCUUCUCAUGAACCUCCUGAUUGGUUUGGCUGUUGGUGACAUCGAGUCUGUUCUGAGAAAUGCCCGCCUGAAGAGACUUGCCAUGCAGGUUGAGCUUCAUACAGACAUGGAGCGAAAGAUGCCUAACAAGUUGCUGACCAAGGUGGACAAGACCACCCACAGGAUCUACCCCAACAAGUGCCGGCACGCGAUCUCUCAAGUGCUGUCAAUGGUGAUGUCUUAUGACGACGAGAGCAGCGACUUAUGCAAUGACGGCCAAAGUUGUUACAACAGCUACAUCUCCGGAGAACUCUACAAGCAGAAAACUAGGAUGAAGGAGCUAAGCGCAUCCAUUGACAAGAGCCACCAACUGCUGCGGCUGAUUGUCCAGAAGAUGGAGAUCCAGACCGAGGAUGAAGUGUGGGAUGAGGGUCUGGCCCCUUGCGACAGUCUAGAGUCAAUGCUUAACCCCUCGGGCAAGGGUGUGUGGCGGUCGUCCAAGAGCGGGAGGCAGAUGUUACAGCAGUCAAUGAUCGUCACCCGAUGGAAGCGGAACACGGAUAAGAUGUGAUAAGAUGGAGAUGGACGGAGAAGAAAAUAUUUGUGUCUGAAAUUAGAUGGCGGAGUUGAAAAGUGUGAAGCUAUUUCAAAAGGACUAGACAGUAUGCCAGAGGAGUGAAUGUGAAUGUGGUCAGAACAUGGAGUAUUUUGUUGCUGAUCAGGAGGAGACUGUGGAAAACAUGUGGAAGCAGGGGUUGGCAUGAUGAGUACAACAAACCAAAGACAAGAUUUGGACUCAGAGGGAAGUACGAGUGUUUGUGAUGAAAAGAAAUCACAUCCGGUGUCGCCACGCGACAAUAGUUGGACUUAAAUAGCAAACGUUAUCUGUCAUAUUUGAAUAAUCAGAUCACAAGCUAAGGUAAAUCAAUUGGUAUUACAAUUGUCUCACCAACGAAAUGCGUUGCAUCUGAUUCAUGGUCACGUAGAACCCUAUUGGAAAAAUUGUCCGGAAAAUAAAACUUUUCUUUGGGAAAAGCUAAUGGUAAUACAUAAGGUUUUAAGGUAACAAACCAUUAUGAUGUGAUAUCCUAAAAAUAUAUGUAUGAAAGAUAAAAUCGCGUACCUCCAAGGGGUGGGUGAAGUCUCGGCAACAAGUAAACGAUAGCGUAAUUUCGUAAACAAUACAUUUCACUGUAAAGCAAAGAUGUAUUCUGUAGUGACGACUGCUUGACACUAAGUUAAGCCCUACUAGAGAUUUUCUUGUAACUUUGAUGCCGAUACGUUAUGCAUAGUUGUACUGUGCUGCCCUAAAACUUUCAAAACGGGAAGACAAAAAUUGUCAAAAAGUGCAUUUAUUAUAAAAUGUUUUUUGUUGUUUACUCUUAUGUAUGUUUAUUGUUCCCAUGCAAACUCCCCAGUCGCUACGUCAUGUACAAUUAUGAUACACGUGUCCAUCAGUUGUUAUUAGUUUUACUUUUAUAGUCAAAAAGCACAAAUAUAGUUUGAACUACGAAUGCUUUAGCAUCCGUGAUUCAGUGUCAUACCGAAAAUUGCAAUAGUAACCUUUCAUCCUAUUACAGUAAGGAAUUCCGUCUAGAAGUUGAAUCUCGUCUUUAUCAGUAUCGUGUAGCUUGUACCAUCCGGUGUCAAUUUUAUAGGAUCGUUUGACAUUUGAACGUGGUUUUGUCAUGUGUCAUUUUGUUCAAUAAAUUCGUUUUUAUCUGUUCUA